AUGGAGAACGGCGGCGACCCGACACAGGACUUGCGGGGAGCUCCAGAAGAAGUGGUGGAGAUGGACCUCAGUGAGCAAGACGAUGAAAUGUCGGACAUUGUCUCCGAUAAAGACGUCGAAUCUAUGGACACAUUUGAUCGGCUGCCUUCUGUACAAAACAACACGCAGUAUUCCGCAGAAGAGGCCAAUGAUCCGGACGAUCUUUAUCGACCGGAAGGAAUGCUAGAGCUAGAGAUUGACAAAUUCAGCGAGUUCGCUCGUGGCCCUGCCGACGUUCAGCAGCGUCUCUCCAAGCCCGUCUUCGUGCGUGGCCUGCCCUGGAAAAUUUUAGCUAUCCCAAGGGAUCAAAAUCGCUGCUCUGGCGCGCGCACCAACAAGGCCCUCGGGUUCUUCCUUCAGUGUAAUGGUGAUUCCGACAUGGUCACCUGGAGUUGCAUCGCGUCAGCUACGCUCAAGGUGGUCAACCAAAAUGGCGGAGAAUCUCACCAGCGCCGCAUCUCGCACACCUUCUACCCGAAGGAAAACGACUGGGGCUAUUCUCAAUUUCUGAGUUGCGAUCAAUUGCUGAACCCGGAAAGCGGCUACAUCCGCAACGACAUGAUUCGAUUGGAAGUUCUCGUCUCGGCCGAUGCUCCUCAUGGUGUUCAGUGGGACUCGAAGAAGCAUGCGGGUUACAUCGGUCUCAAGAAUCAGGGAGCAACCUGCUACAUGAACUCAUUGCUGCAGGCCUUCUACUUCACCAACCAGCUGAGAAAGGCCGUGUACGAAAUGCCGACCGAGGAGGACGACUCUGAGUCAUCGGUGGCCUUGGCCAUGCAACGGGUGUUCUUCGACCUCCAGUAUUCCGAUAAGCCGGUGGGCACGAAGAAGUUGACGAAAAGCUUCGGUUGGGACUCCCUCGACUCGUUUUUGCAACACGACGUCCAAGAAUUGUGCCGCGUGUUGCUCGACAAUCUGGAAAGCAAGAUGAAGGGCACUACGGUCGAGGACACGAUCCCGCAUCUUUUCAAAGGGAAGAUGAAGUCCUUCAUCCGUUGCCUGAACGUCGACUACGAGAGCUCUCACGCCGACGAUUUUUACGAUGUACAGCUGAACGUCAAGGGAAACAAUAACAUCCUGGAGUCCUUCCGCGAUUACGUCGCCCCUGAGCGGCUGGAUGGCGAGAACAAGUAUGAUGCCGGAGAUUACGGGUUGCAGCCAGCAGAGAAGGGUGUCAAAUUCUUGAGCUUUCCCCCGAUAUUGCAUCUUCAAUUGAUGCGCUUCCAAUAUGAUGCGGCCAUGGAUGCUAACGUCAAGAUCAAUGACAGGCUCGAGUUCCCGGAGCGCCUCGACCUCAACCCGUUCAUCGAAGGCAAGGGCGAGGAUGAAGACUACAACUACGUGCUACACGCCGUCCUGGUCCAUUCUGGCGACUUCCACGGCGGGCACUACGUCGUCUUCAUCAACACCAAGCUCAACCAGCAGCAUUCUUGUUGGUGCAAAUUCGAUGAUGACGUCGUAUCCCGUUCCUCAUUCAAGGACGCUGUGACGGCGAACUAUGGAGGCGAAGAUCCGGAGACCCUCGGUCGGACGUAUACCAACGCGUAUAUGCUUGUCUACAUCCGGCAAUCUUCCCUAGACAAAGUGCUGAGUCCGAUCACCGAUGAUGACAUCCCGCACCAUCUGCGUCAUCGCUUCGAGGUUGAGCGCAACGAGGAGGCCUAUCGCAAGAAGGAGAAACAAGAAGCCCAUCUUUACACGGAUAUCUUCUUGAUCCAAGAGGAAAAGUUCCAAAACCACCACGGUUUCGACCUUUUCGAUGCCCGUAUCGUGGAUGAGGAAUGCUCGCGGGAGCGCGUUCGCAAGAAGAUGACCAUCGACGAACUCUACAUGUUCGUCGCUCAGCGAUUGUUCGGCAAUCAAUUGUCUGCAUUGCCUAUGCGCAACGACUUCCGGCUGUGGUUGUUCUCCGAUAACACGCAUCGUGACGACCUGACUCAUAGCAGCUCUUUGCCGCGCCUGCGUCCCACCCAGCUGAUCUCGCGGGAAAAGAAGUUUGUCGAGGAUGCAUUCGACAGUGACCGCAACCUCAUCUUCGUCGAGACGGCCCCGCCAUCUACACGAACCCUGAGGCCUUACGACGAUAAAAAUGAGAUGCUCAUCUUCCUCAAGCUCUACCAGCCCCACCUUCGGACACUGACCUAUGUGGGACAUCUGAUGAUGAAGUACCGGGAGCCGCUCAGCCACUACCACCGCACCAUUUGCGAGCUGACUUCAUUGCCUCCUGAUGCGAAGCUGUCUUACUAUGAGGAAAUUGCUCCGGACCGAGUGCGAAUGGUCACCGAUCCGAAUGCGCAAAUGUGCACCGAUGGCGUGAUCACGGAGAUUGUGGACGGCGUCAUUCUCAUCGUGCAAAACGAUGCGGAAACGGACACCUACAAUAGCCUGGCGAUUCACACCUCCGAACUGUACAACAAUAUCGACAUCGAGCUCGUGCAGAACAUUGAGAACACGCAGUUUCUCUUCCAACAAAUCGACAUCACGCCGCCGAUCCUCACGCAGAUCCAUUUGAACUGGGGCGUCCCUGAGCUGUGUAAUUUCAUCGGAAAGAAGAUCAACUUCGACCCGGAGCGCAUCUUGCUAUGGAAGAUGUCCGCCUACAACGAGAAGCCGACAAAUUUCCUCAACGACCAGCAGUACCGGAAUUUCAAGGUGAAAGAUGUCCUCGGAUUGAGUGGCGUCAACACACACGAUCCACGGCGCCAUAAAAGGUAUCGCCUCGUCUACACCAAGAUGCCAGUUCCGGUCGCCGAUCUCGAGAACCGGAAGCAGAUGAAGAUCCAGAUGAUGGAUGAGAAGCUAAACGUCUCUGACAUCACCCUGUUCCCGCCUCGCCAUGGCACGGUCGGUGAUCUGCUCGAGGAAGCCAAGCGCGAGUUCAAGUUUGCCGAGAAUGGCACGGGGCAAUUGCGACUCGUCUACGUCGGCGUCUCACCGGCCACCACCCGCGUCUUCAACGUGCUGGAGAAUUCACUGAAGAUCAGCGACGUCUUGCAAAAGACGGUCAACUCUUCAAUGCACACGCAGGCGCGAGUAGAGGAAAUCCCGAAGGAUCAGCUGCGGAUCGGGGCCAACGAGCACCUGAUGCCUGUUGCGCAUUACGACAAGGAGCCGACGCGCAUGUUUGGGGUGCCGUUCUUGUUCAAGGUGUCCGAUCGCGAACCGUUGGCUACCGUUCACGAACGGCUACGGCAAGUGCUGGACGUGCCCGAGAAGGACUUUGAGAAGUACAAAUUCGCUCUGCUGCUCCAGAACAAGGUCAUCCGCCAUAUCGAUCUGAAGGAGGAGGGCAAAUUCGUCAAUCUCGCCGAGAUGCGGGCGGUUCAGCCAAACAAUGCGUUGUCGGCGUUCGGAUCGAUGCCGCUGCUCGGGAUCGACCAUUUGAACAAGUCCCGCGGCGCCCGGUCUGGACACAUCACCGAGAAGCCGAUUAUCAUCCACAAC
Mesorhabditis spiculigera is the source of this 3483-nucleotide messenger RNA. Lineage: Eukaryota; Metazoa; Nematoda; Chromadorea; Rhabditida; Rhabditidae. The record is from the annotation of a GenBank genome assembly.